GGGGGGACAAAAACUGGCUAUUGAAAGCAGAGACAAGCAACGAGGCGGCGGGCAGAAGACACACCGGCAUCCCCUGGAACAAAGCAUCCCGGGAGGGACACUCACAGCGCGAACCUCCGGCGGAAUCGACACCUUGUUUACCGGCGAGUGUUUUGCCCGAGCAAUAGCGAAGAUGGACACGAGAAGCACCGAGGAGAAGCCAGUCCAGCGCUCCAAGUCGUUCAGCUUUAAGACCCAGAAGGAGGUGUGUUCAUCAUGUGACAAGACGGUCUACCCCAUGGAGAGACUGGUCGCCAACAACCUGGUCUUCCAUUCCACCUGCUUCUGCUGCAAGCACUGCAACACCAAGCUCAGCCUGGGCAACUUUGCCGCCCUGCAAGGCGAGUUCUACUGCAAGCCUCAUUUCCAGCAGCUGUUCAAGAGCAAAGGCAACUACGACGAGGGAUUCGGACGCAAGCAGCACAAAGAGCGUUGGGCCUCCAAGGAGACAGAAAACAUAACCAAGACGGCGUGAAAAAUGGCGUCCGUUUCGUUCGGAGCACGGUGACAUCACCCGCUACAUUAUUUUUUUUUUCCUCUCUUUCCCUUUUUUACACGCCAUCAGAUUCCCCACAGCAGCUUGGAGAUAAGUGGCCAUACAAACCUUCUCUUUUUCUUCCUGGUGAUUGUGACCAAAAGCCUUCUCUGCCAUCGCGAGAGGGAAUGUUACCAUGCUGUAGUUAUUAUAAUUUUUUUCAUUAUUAUUAUUAUUAUUAUGAAUGAUUUGCACCCAUUUUAUAUACUGUAUGUGCAUGCAAACAUCAGGGCCGACAACACACACACACACACACACUCACACACACUCACUCACACUCAGGUCAAAGUUCAGAGGCUCUUUAUUGGCAGUUGUCACCCAAGGAUUUUAUAAACGUGUUCGUUUAAACACCGUAACCAUCCCGAGGGUGCGUGCACUCCUCGCACCCUGGGGGGGGUCCAACAGGGUACUGUCGUGUUACUAAGCAACAGCUCACCUCUCGUCUUUGUUGUCAUUCCGACAUGGGCUCAUUUUAUCGUUUUUUUUUGUGGGUCUUUGGCGGUUGUGUUCGCACUUGUUUUGGUUGGUGCGGUUAAAAGGAAGUCUGGUGCGCUGUGGUGGGGUGUGAACACGCUCGCCCGAAAACAAGUGUACCCGGACUGUUAAUUAUUGAUUAUUAUUAUUUAUUUCGAUAUUUUACAAGCAUUUCAUGAAAUAUAGCAGAAUAUAAAAAUAACGCAUUCAGAUUUCAGUGUCGUAAUAAGUCACAAAAGCCGCCCCAAUGAAGAUCUCAUGUGUUCCUUUGGUCACAUGACAAAAAUACCAGCGUCAACGCUAAGCCAAACACACCAAAGUGCGCCGCAAUCGUCUUUUUUUUUUUUUUUUUUUUUUAAUUUUUGGUACCGAACCCCAAGUGUGAACGCAACCUCCGUCUCAACCUCGCAGGUCCCAAUGGCCUUAUUGGAACGCUCCAUCGGCCUUUUAGUGGCGUGAUUGAUCUUUCAUUUCAUUCCCGGAGCGAGCACUUGACUUUUUUUUUUUUUUUUUUUUUGGAAUAACUUCAUUCCGUGUCUCCUUUCUGAGCCGUUCCCACGAGCCUCCGAUUGUUCUGUGUUUUUGUAAAGUAUCUGUAAAUAGAGCUGUACUUUGUGAUUGGUGAGCACCCAACCCCCCCAAAAGUCACUGCUCAUUCUCGCAGGACAUUCGCCACUUUUAACCCCCCCCCGUGUAUGAUGAUGAUGAUGAUGAUGAUGGUUGGAGGAAAACGCUCCAUUUGUGCCAUUUUAUCUUUUUAAUAAUUGCCUUCUUGUUAUCUUAUGAGCUAAACCCUUUUAGCAAAUGGACCUAUUCCUCAGACCUGCCAACAUGUAAGCAUUUCUUGUACUCCGCAGACGCUACAGGAUGCGAUGGGUGUGAAUACGAGUCGUCCACAAGGGCACACAGCCCAUCUCUGCGAGCGCUUCCUUUUUCCGAUUUUCCAAAUUGCUGUUGUCAGGCGCAACAGCAAAAAUGGGAAAAGUGUAGCUAAGGUGUUGAUAUGAACUAAUAACAAUAAUAACACAAAGCGUCAUCUCUAAAUAUGUCCUUUUUUUUAAGCCUUUUAUCCCAAAUGAAAAACGUUGGCAGGUCUGAUUUCUUUUAUUCUACCAACAAGUGGAGGCUGACUGAGGUCACAUUAGUGUGGGUCCCCCCUCACCCCCUCCCCCCUGCCCCUCAACAAAUGGGAGUCGUGCAUGCUGCAUGUGGUUAGUGUUGAGCGCCCCCUGCUGGGGGACAUGUCGUCUCGUCUGAGGAAGAAUCAAAUGUGAGUUGUUUUCAUUAUUAAGGCCUUUUUAUUCCAAGUUUUUUUAAAACAAGUUGCCUCACAAGCCUGCAGUGUGAGACCGCAGACCCCUAGAUCCAAUUAGACAGGCAGGAUUUCCACGUCUUAUGUUUCAGAAGCCAUUUUAGGGGAUGCCGCUGAGACUUGACUGACACUUGAAUGAUUCAGUGUUUUUUUUUUUGUGAGGGGAAGGCUGUGAGGAGAGAGAAAUAAUAAAACAAAUGGAUAUUAGUUUCUGUUUUCUAAAGAAAAGAAGCCUUAGACAUCAUUAUGCCGAUACAAAGGAGACUUAAAUGUUGCGAUCAUGCCUUUUCCAAAAAGCACUCACUCCACAUUCCUGAACAUGACAUGACUCCACGCGACCAGCAGCCAUUUUCUUCCCGCUGUCAUUCCACAGAAUAAUGUAUACUACUGCUAUCUCUGUUCCGUGUGUGACAAUGUCUUUUUAAUCCUUGAAUGCUUUCAAAUCAAAGUUGUCGUGUGUAGAAAUGCCGUCUUUUGUCACUCGCCAAGGUACAACCGCAACCGCCGGUCAGGUGAAUGAUUGCGGUUUUCUUUGAAAAAAAAAAAAGUUUUUGAUAUUUUUUGUUUUGUUCUCGUGCAACAUUUUUGAUGUGGACUUUAGUGUUCAAUGCUGUUGUCAUGGAGAUCUUUUCAAAUGUAUGCCUCUUGGCUAAUGUGAUUCAACGUUACACACUUAACCUACGGAUUGAGGUGGCCUUACAGCAAAAGAACGCUCGGACUGUGUCUUGCCAGUCUUUUACUUCCUCCUCCUCUUUCCCUUAUUUGACUUUUUAUUGCAUUUUAAAGCGCCCCUCAUUUUUUUGCCUCUAUAUUUUGAGCAUUUGUCAUGUUUUUUUUGUCUUGGGGUUUUUUUUACAUGCUUUUGGAGAAAAAAUAAAAAUG
Doryrhamphus excisus (bluestripe pipefish) is the source of this 3242-nucleotide messenger RNA. RefSeq names its product LIM domain containing 2 (gene limd2). The record is from RefSeq and is a predicted model, not a curated record. Lineage: Eukaryota; Metazoa; Chordata; Actinopteri; Syngnathiformes; Syngnathidae.